Microcebus murinus (gray mouse lemur) is the source of this 5001-nucleotide messenger RNA. RefSeq names its product solute carrier family 5 member 12 (gene SLC5A12). The record is from RefSeq and is a predicted model, not a curated record. NCBI's taxonomy places the organism in Eukaryota, Metazoa, Chordata, Mammalia, Primates, Cheirogaleidae. Gene Ontology annotation, biological process: transmembrane transport; sodium ion transport. Gene Ontology annotation, cellular component: extracellular exosome; membrane. Gene Ontology annotation, molecular function: symporter activity; lactate transmembrane transporter activity.
GUUAUUAAUUUCAAAACACAUCUGAAUUCCUUCUCCGUGGCAUAUACUUCAGGAGAGGAACAGACAGCUCUUGAUUCGGGACAGAUUUCAAGUUCUCAUCUCUUGGUACCGAUACCACUACCAGAUUCUUCUUUGUAGUCAACUUUUGAGAUCUUCUCUGAAUAUUACUUGGUGUCUGAAGAUUCGCACAAGUGCCUCUGCUAGUCAUUCUCUUCUGGGAAUCACUCACUAUCUCCUCUCUCUGCAAAGCCUCUGCUGUACUAAGCUUUGCUUUUGGAAACAUCUCCCUGAGACCUGGUUGAAAGCAACUCUCUGGUGCUAUACUUCUCAGCAUGGAGGUGAAGAACUUUGCAGUUUGGGAUUAUGUUGUGUUUGCAGCCCUCUUUGUCAUUUCCUCUGGCAUUGGAGUGUUCUUUGCCAUUAAGGAGAGAAAAAAGGCAACUUCCCGGGAGUUCCUGGUGGGAGGAAGACAAAUGACAUUUGGUCCUGUAGCAUUGUCUCUGACAGCCAGCUUCAUGUCAGCUGUAACUGUUCUCGGGGCCCCUUCCGAGGUCUAUCGCUUUGGGGCAUCCUUCAUACUCUUCUUCAUUGCGUAUGCAUUUGUCAUCAUCUUCACGUCAGAGCUCUUUCUCCCUGUGUUCUACAGAUCUGGCAUCACCAGCACUUACGAGUACUUGCAACUACGAUUCAACAAACCAGUUCGCUACGCAGCAACAGUCAUCUACAUUGUGCAGACGAUUCUCUACACAGGAGUGGUGGUGUAUGCUCCUGCCCUGGCCCUUAAUCAAGUGACUGGGUUUGAUCUCUGGGGCUCUGUGUUUGCAACAGGAAUUGUUUGCACAUUCUACUGUACCCUGGGUGGAUUAAAAGCAGUGGUGUGGACAGAUGCAUUUCAGAUGGUUGUCAUGAUUGUGGGCUUCUUAACGGUCCUCAUUCAAGGAUCGGCUCAUGCUGGUGGAAUACACAAUGUAUUCGAGCAAGCAACAAAUGGAUCCCGACUAAAUAUAUUUGACUUUGAUAUGGAUCCCCUCAGGCGGCACACUUUUUGGACAAUCUCAGUGGGAGGAACUUUUACAUGGCUUGGAAUCUAUGGAGUUAAUCAAUCAACUAUCCAGCGAUGCAUCUCUUGCAAAACAGAAAAGCAUGCUAAGCUUGCCCUGUACUUCAACUUGUUGGGUCUAUGGAUCAUUCUGGUGUGUGCCGUCUUCUCUGGCUUAAUCAUGUACUCCCAAUUCAAAGACUGCGACCCUUGGACUUCUGGCGUUAUCUCAGCACCAGACCAGCUAAUGCCGUACUUUGUCAUGGAGAUAUUUGCCACAAUGCCAGGACUGCCAGGACUUUUUGUGGCUUGUGCCUUCAGCGGAACUCUGAGCACCGUGGCUGCCAGCAUCAACGCCUUAGCAACAGUGACCUUUGAGGAUUUUGUCAAGAACUGUUUUCCCCAUCUCUCCGACAAGCUGAACACCUGGAUCAGUAAAGGCUUAUGUAUCUUAUUUGGUGCGCUGUGUACCUGUAUGGCUGUGGCUGCAUCCCUCUUGGGGGGUGUUGUACAGGCUGCCCUCAGCAUCCACGGCAUGUGCGGGGGACCAAUGCUGGGGUUAUUCUCCCUGGGAAUCCUGUUCCCUUUUGUGAACUGGAAGGGUGCAUUAGGAGGUCUUCUCACUGGAAUCACCUUGUCAUUUUGGGUGGCCAUCGGGGCCUUCAUUUAUCCUGCACCAGCUGCUAAGACAUGGCCCUUGCCUUUAUCAACAGACCAGUGUACUCAAUCCAAUGUGACGGCAACGGCAUCUCCAGCGCUAUUCAGCAGACCUGCGAUAGCUGACACCUGGUACUCGCUCUCCUACCUUUACUACAGUGCAGUGGGCUGCCUAGGAUGCAUUGUUGCUGGAGUAAUCAUCAGCUUCAUAACAGGUCACGAAAGAGGUGAGAAUAUUCAACCACUGUUAAUUAGGCCAGUUUGCAAUUUAUUUUGCUUUUGGUCUAAGAAAUACAAAACGCUGUGCUGGUGUGGAGUUCAGCAUGACAGUGGGACAGAGCAGGAAAACCUUGAGAAUGGCAGUGCUUGGAAACAAGGAGCCGAAUCUGUCUUACAGAAUGGACUCAGGCGAGAAAGCCUGGUCCAUGUUCCCGGCUAUGAUCCCAAGGACAAAAGCUACAACAAUAUGGCGUUCCAGAUUACUCCUUUCUAAGAAAACACACGUGUGCGUGUGCACACGCGCACACACACACACAUGCACACACACAAGUACCCCACAUACUUCUUGCCUAUUUGUUAGUACACUUGUGCAGUUGCUGUUGCUAGAAGACAAGGAUGUCCAGUGUCUAUUUAUACUUAUUUAUAACUACAAACAAAAUGACUGCUUCUCAGGAUAUUCUUUGAAAAACCCCAAGUUUCAGGUGACAAUAAAUGCUAGACCCUAACAUUCCUAUUUCCUUCUUGAAUAAAUUAGGACUAGAUUUCAUCACCGUGCAAAGAAUCAAAUCUCUUUGCUUCGUGUCUUAUUAAACUUCAGGUUUUUCAUUUUGAUAGUUUUUUAAGCAUCAAAAUAUAUUCGGAGUUUAGAGGCAGAUGGGGAAGAGGAAUAUGCAUGUUAAAUGUUCCUCUGCCACUGUUGAUAAAACAGGUGAAUGGCAUGCACCCCCAACACCAUACCUCACACAUACGUAGACACAUUUCAGGCCACCUGCCACCCUCCCCCAUCCAGCAGCUGCAACUGGAACACUUAACUGCUACUAACAUUGCCUUACUGCUACCGGUCAGCUCUCUUCCAGUCAUUACCUGUCCUGACCAAUCAUUAAAAAUAAUUCUGCUAGGCAUAUAAGGAGAGACUGGUGUGUCUGGUUAGUGGGAGCAAAUAUAAAUAAAACUCUGCUCCCGUUGUGCUGUUAGUGUAGUAUAUUUUGUCCCUUCACUUUGAAAUGAAAAAUUGACUCUGUUCAAUAAGAAGUCUGGAGCAUUUCUCCAGGCCGGGUAAAGAUGGAAGAAAUGACCUACAGAAGGUUGUUAGGAUAGCACUGCAUAAAAGAAACUUGAAAAUAGCUUACCAGUCCAUAGGAGAUUUCCUCAGCCAUAGCAUUCUUCUUUGGUGCAAAAUACAUUGCCAUAGGACUUAUAGUCUGCUCAUUCAGCUCAUGUCUGCAAGCUCAACUCACUGCUUUAGGCGCAGGUGACAGAAGUAAAGUUCUGAACAGUUAAACUCUAGAAAGUAAUUCUUAAAGUUCUGGAGCAAGCGGGUGUUACAAAUCAAAAAUACUGAAAAGAACCAAGACCACCAGGUUUGGGUUAGUGGACAGAAAAUAAGAAACAAAACCACUGUUUGGAAGUCAAUAUAUUAUGACAGAUGUCAAAUAUAGAUAGGAGUAAGAGGCCUAGAAAAGUAUGUCAGCAAAGUAAGAAGAAGUGCUCCACACAGGCAAGAGUUAAGAGUUCCAAAGGCUAUGUUGUGUAAAGGCUAUGUUGUGUUACUCAGGAAGAGAAGCCUUAAAAGAAACAUGAGAUAGAGAAAAAUUUAUAUCACCAGUGUUUAUUAUUGGAUAGAGAAGAUAGAAAGAGGGAAUAAUCAAUAGAGGAAUUAAAACAAACAAACUUGAGUUUAUAUACCAGGGCCCAAUACUUGCCUUCUCUCUCUCCACUCUCAAAUAGGAGAGGAGAAUAGAGGGAGAGCGAGAAAGAAUUGGACUGUGGUUUAUAAAGAGAGAUGGCAAAACACACAUUUAAGAUAAGAAGGAAAGAAGUAAAAUGAGAAUACAUUUGGAGAAAUGUCUCAAAAUGAGAAGGAACAGAAUUUCUAGAAAUACUUUUUUUGUAAGUCCAGAAGAAUUUAUUAAGCUGUUGUUGUAAGGAUUUGCAAAUUGAUAGGUUCAAUUAUUUUCUAAAUGAUUCUAGACAUUCCUAUGAAUUUAUAUCAGGUGAAUAUUGAAAUCUGGGCCCAACCUAACUGACUUAGUUAAUACCUUAUGAUAGGGAAGGGAAGAAAAACAAACAAGCAAACAAGAGCAACCCUUAGGAUGAGAAUUAGAUUAAGAGUAGGCAUUAGAUAUGUAUGUAUAUAUUUAUAUGUGUGUGUACAUUAUGUAUAUAUAUAUGAUUUGGAAAACAUUUCAAAAUUGUGAACUUUCACUUGGAAUUAUACAAAAAUAAAAUAUGUGAUAUAGUUUUGCGUUUCACUCAUAAAUUAUCCUAAAAUCAUUUUACUAUGUCAAAACUCUCCCCAGAGAGUUUUUUAGGAUUCUUAUUCUUUUUUAGUCCCCAAUUCUCUUACCUGGAAUGUUAUCAAAAUGCCAUACAACUGGAACAUACUAAUAUUAUCAUAAAGAUGGUUUUGUCUUCUUUUGCGUAAUGAAAUCUAUAGUAUUAGGAAGUGACAUUUCAAGAGAUUUUAAAGGUCAGUAUAGAGAUUCCUUCCAUUCUUCUUAAUUGCGCAAACAUGAAAAUAUCCAAGGCUCAAGUAGAGAGCAGAUGGGAAUCCACAGGAAAACUGUCUUCCACAGUGUAUAAAAACCGUGUUCACUGUGUGGGAAGCAGAAGGGGACUGUGAAGUGCAGAGUUGAUAGAGUCGGCUAGCUGGUGACAGCAUUCUGCUCCUACCCUCACCCUUCCCUAGGAAUGGCAGCUCAGAGUUGUGUCAAGACUGUCCAGUGCCGAGUUCAAUCCGUGCCAUGGAAGUGGGCUAAACUUAUGGCUGUUUAUUGAGAUAUUCUGUAUAAAUGGCACUAUGAAUGAUGAGUUGCUAUAAUGGCCUAAAAUGUGCCAAACUUGAUGCCAACCUCUGGACUUUAAAGCACAAUCCCAAAUAUUGGUAAAAAUGGGACAGAAUUGCCUCAAUGUCUCUUUCACUCAAUCUGAAUAAACACAUUUUGAUGUAUGACUUUCUCUUUGUCACCAUUUGAAGCAAGAAGUCCAACAGCUAUUGAUUGAGGUGAGCGAUUGGAGUCCAAUGACUUAGGGGCAAACAUAAGUUCUGACACAAAUCUAGGUUAUUUGGAGCAAGACUUUUUAAA